Molecule: messenger RNA, 993 nt
Organism: Dermatophagoides farinae (American house dust mite)
Lineage: Eukaryota; Metazoa; Arthropoda; Arachnida; Sarcoptiformes; Pyroglyphidae
Gene: RFeSP
Product: Rieske iron-sulfur protein
Cellular component (GO): membrane
Molecular function (GO): 2 iron, 2 sulfur cluster binding; quinol-cytochrome-c reductase activity
Source: RefSeq, a predicted model, not a curated record
AUCGAGAGAGUUUUCUUCGUCGGCUGAUUUUUUUUUAUUGAAAUUUAGUUUUUCGACAUUGGAAUUGAGUAAAUAAAAAUAAAUAAAGAAAAAUUAUGAUCCAAAGUCGAUCCAUUGGAAUUGGCCAAUUUGCCAAAGCUGUUACACAAGCAUGUGGUGGACAACGCAUAACUUCAUCAUUUCCAUCAUUGAAACGUGAUUGGGAAACGCGAGCAGUAACAUUACCAGAAUUGGUACCAGCGUUUGCAAUGAAUAUGCCGUUGCAUAAAAUCAAUUUGAAACCGACUUUUAAUUUAAAUGUUCAUCUUUUUAGAAAUAAAUCUCAAGCAAUUUGCGGAGUCGGAGUGAGCCAUCAAUAUAGAUUGGCUCAUACCGAUGUUAGUAUUCCCGAUUUUUCAUCAUACCGAAGACCAUCGAACAAAGAUCUAUCUCGUAGAUCGGCUGAAUCUACGGAUGAUAGACGUGCUUUCACUUAUAUUGUAACCGCUGGUGUCGGUGUUGGUGGUGCUGUUGCUGCUAAGCAUAUGGUUCAAGGUUUACUCAAUAUGUUGUCACCUGCCAGAGAUUGUCUUGCUUUGAGUAAAAUCGAAGUUAACAUCGGCAACAUACCCGAAGGCAAAAAUGUUACAGUUAAAUGGAGAGGUAAGCCUGUUUUCAUCCGACGACGAACGCAAAAAGAAAUCGAUCAGGAAAGAGCGGUGGACAUCAAUCAACUUCGCGAUCCAGAAACCGAUGAGAAACGUGCACCCAAUCCAGAAUGGUUGGUCGUUGUUGGUAUUUGUACUCAUCUAGGUUGCGUACCGAUCGCUGGCAAAGGAGAUUUUGGUGGUUAUUAUUGUCCUUGUCAUGGUAGCCAUUAUGAUGCUUCCGGUAGAAUUCGAAAAGGUCCAGCACCAGCUAAUCUGGAAGUACCAGAUCAUGUGUUCGAUGGUGAUACAUUGGUUAUAGGUUGAAAAUAUUUAUGAUAAAAUAAACUUCUCGAUUUGAAAAUUA